UAACACUUGCAAGAAGUCUGAGACUGAGAACCAACAUAAAUAGCAAUAGCAAAUUUGACACUUAACUUGUAUAUUGUAUUGCCCGUGGUUUGGGGUCAUUCGUACCCCGUUCAGAAGAGCACUUCUGAUAAUGCCUUGCAGAUAACGUAAAUAACAUCAUUUUGACACUUCACUUGUAUAUUUAAUUGCUGGUGAUUGUGGGUCGUCUCUACCCCGUUCAGUUGGGGUUAUUUCGCACAAUAAUAUGUGGCAGAUUACCUUUAUAAAUUUUUACACUUCCCUGCAUUUUUAUUGCAGGUGAUAGUGGGUCGUUCGUACCAAGUCCAGUGGGGUAGGACCAAAUCAACGGCAGGUGAAGCCGUGAUUAUCGCGGAAGGUAUUGAAGCCGAAAUGAAGGAAAAACUGUCAGAAUGCCUUCAACAGUUUGAAAACAACAACAAAAGAAAAGAACCUUCGACAAAUGACUACCACCGGCAAGCCUGUGGCACAAGUUAUGAGUCGGAGACCUCCUGCUUCCGUUAUCUCGGAAACCCUGGAACCACCGCAAGAAGCCUCCUCAACGGAAACGGGGUUCGUUCAACUUGGAGCGAUUUCUGUACCACCUGGUACAGAUUCUCGCGUACCCGAAACACCGGAACCAUUGUUAGAGGCGACGUCAUCUUCAACUGGAGGCACUUUCGUUCCACCUUCAAUGGGACUGUCCACAGAGCAGGUUGUUCCUACACCACUCCCUGUUGGAGCGACAUAUGUGCCGCCUCCCUUUGAAGAGACUGUUGUGGGAGAGGUUCCAGGGCCGUGGAUGUCUCUGUUAGCAGAGCCACUAUCUGUCACUCCCACUGUUUCAGCAGUAUAGUUGGAUCUGUCAACAACUCCAACUGAAACUCCAACCCGGACAACAUUCCUGGCAACGCGGCCGACCCAAACCGGAUCAAUGAUGUCGAUCCUGAAUAUGAUGAUUGAAAUGCAAAAGACCGAUUUGCCAGAUCAGGAAAAGCUCCGGCAGCAAGUUGAAUUCUUGACCAGAUGUUACGCGUCGCUGCUGCAGGAGAUGGCCUCAAUGAAAGACCUGAUGUAGUCCAUUGUCAAGGGCUUGUACAAUAAUGCAGCUACUUCAACAGCACAGCCUACGGUAGCGCAGCCCACUAUAGUGCAGCCCACGGUGGCACAGUCCAUCGCUGCACAGGCCACAACUGUGCAGCCCACAUAUGUGCAGCCAACAUAUGCACAGCCCACAGAUUCGCAGCCCACAUAUCCUCCUCGUCCUGAAAGUGAGGCUAUUGCCUGUCAUGCCUUACUUUCAGACGAGGAGGUAAAGGUGAUUCGACAAGCUUCCCAUGGCCCGGUUAAUUUCGCUGCUUGCCUGACAAAACGGCUGUUUCCUGAACUGUUCACUGCCGCCAACGUGAGGCUUCACUACAACUACCAUGGUGGCGGCAGGGACAAAAAACAGGCACUGAGCCCUUGGCGGAAGAGCGCAAUAAGAACGUAUGUUAUUCGUCACUUCCCAAGCAUGAGCGACGAACAGAAUUGGGGACUCGAAGGCGUCGCCAAAAUGAAUGAACUACUACCCCGCCCAGUAAGGGCACCUGCUGCAAUGACCAAUGAGAUAGACAUGUGAAAGCAAAACUGUACAUUUUGUACACACAUUUGUUUAAUGUAUAAAUGUGUACUAAGUUGAUAUAACUGUAAAUUAUAAUUUCUAUGUAUGUAUAUAUAUAU
Molecule: messenger RNA, 1719 nt
Organism: Dreissena polymorpha
Lineage: Eukaryota; Metazoa; Mollusca; Bivalvia; Myida; Dreissenidae
Exons: 2
Coding region: 461-853 (130 amino acids)
Source: RefSeq, a predicted model, not a curated record